Molecule: messenger RNA, 1456 nt
Organism: Drosophila guanche
Lineage: Eukaryota; Metazoa; Arthropoda; Insecta; Diptera; Drosophilidae
Gene: B52
Product: serine-arginine protein 55
Exons: 5
Coding region: 649-1326 (225 amino acids)
Biological process (GO): mRNA splice site recognition; alternative mRNA splicing, via spliceosome
Cellular component (GO): cytoplasm; nucleus; ribonucleoprotein complex
Molecular function (GO): mRNA binding
Source: RefSeq, a predicted model, not a curated record
CAGGGGCGGCUGUCCAAAACGUAUUUCUUAUUUUUGCAGUUCGUUCUGUGAAGCGGCGUGAGAGAUGCACGCUGGCCACGCCUCCGCUGCCCGGUUGACUGCCUCUAUAUGACUGGUUGUGCUGCCCAAGUGCAUGGCCACAGCACGGCCACUGCUCGCUCUUGACCACUAAAUCCCGCCUCCGGCAACAGGCAUCCGGCGACUGUGUCUGUGACUAGCGAUGUCUGAUCUGACUGUAUCCCGCCGGCGACUCCUCCCUCCAACGUUGGCUGCUGGUCCAAAUCUGAAGAGCUAAUACUUUUUGCAAUAUAAAAAUUAUAAAUUUGUACACAAAAAUUAUGCAAGAUCUGGCUAAGGCUGUGGCGGUUAUGCAUCCAUCCCCUCAAUGUUGUCUGCCUGCCCGUGCGUACGUGCGUAUUCUGGUUUCUGGCUACUGGCUACUGGCUGCCGCCUGCCUGGUUAUGUAAUCGAUGUUCGAUCGGAGCGCUCAUGACUGCUCGCUAAACGCCCUUUCGAUGAGGUGGUGUCCCCCAUUGGUCCACAUCUUACUAGACAGACAAUCCAAACUCUCGGUGUUAAGCGAUAACCAUAAAAACGAUGUGUGUGUCCGUCCUCUCUCUGAAAGCGCAUUAAGAUCUGAAGGACUACAUGCGUCAGGCUGGCGAGGUUACCUAUGCGGAUGCGCACAAGCAGCGUCGUAAUGAAGGCGUGGUUGAGUUUGCCUCUUUGUCGGACAUGAAGACGGCUAUUGAGAAGCUCGAUGACACAGAGCUGAAUGGCAGACGUGUGCAUUUGGUGGAGGAUCGUCGUGGAGGACGCAGCGGUGGUGGCAGCGGUGGUGCUAGUGGUGGUGGUGGCGGCGGCGGACGUGGUCGUUCUCGUUCAUCCAGCUCGCGCUCACGUUCUCGCUCCCGCAGGCGUUCUCGCUCCCGUCGCUCUUCGCACUCGCGUUCCAAGUCUCGCAGCCGCUCCAAGUCCCGUGGUGGACGCUCCAAGUCCAAGUCGCCCGUUAAGUCGCGCUCUCGUUCCCGCUCACGCUCAAACAAAUCGCGUGAUGUUUCCAAGUCGAAAUCAAAGUCCCACUCGCGCACUCGUUCCCGUUCGCCCAAGCGUGAGCGUGAUUCGCGUUCUCGUUCUCGCUCCAUUUCGAAGCAGCGUGAGUCACGCUCCCGUUCACGUUCCAAGUCGAUCCAUCGCGACUCUCGUUCACGCGAUCGUUCCGCCUCCGUUGACAACAAGUCGCGUUCGCGCUCCCGCUCCCGUUCGGCCUCGCCUAAAAACGGAAAUGCCUCACCGGACCGCAAUAACGAGAGCAUGGACGAUUAGAUUAGUUAGCUGUCCCAUUAAUAUUAAAACACUUGAUUUUAGAUUUUUACUAUAACUAUUCUACAAACAUCCACACAGACACCUUAUCCUCUAACCCUGCGUCACUGGCACACAGACACACAGCUAACGA